Pungitius pungitius (ninespine stickleback) is the source of this 2437-nucleotide messenger RNA. RefSeq names its product ankyrin repeat domain-containing protein SOWAHA. Gene Ontology annotation, molecular function: protein binding. The coding region runs from base 137 to 1246 and encodes 369 amino acids. The record is from RefSeq and is a predicted model, not a curated record. The transcript is spliced from 12 exons. Lineage: Eukaryota; Metazoa; Chordata; Actinopteri; Perciformes; Gasterosteidae.
CAAAUCACGUCUAACGGGAACAAAUUAGCCGAGCGGGACGGCGUCAUGGCCGCGUGAGAAAGAAGCUCCGCGGGAGGAUUAAUAACACAAGGCAGACCCCCCCCACCACCACACCACCCCACCCUCCCGAGCUGAGAUGAAGGAUGUGAGUGAAGAGUCGCUGCUGGAUUAUUUCUACUCCACCGGAGGCAGCUCCGGCCGACUCAGGAACGCAGACAUCCUGAAGACGUUCAAGCCCUUCAUCGGCCACGGCGACUCGCGGCUGCGCGCUAAAUACAGAGAAGAAUUCAAGCUCAUCAUUGACCGAAUCGCAGUGGUGAAGUCAGAGAAUGGUGAGAAGUAUCUUGUCCUAAAGAAGAAAUACAGGCAAAUUCUGCACGAGCGGGACUCCAAGCAUGAGUGCACGAGCCCGGGCAGAGCUGCGUGGGACGCCACGGACCCAUCCGCCUCUUCCCCUCCGCAGAAGGAACCGUACCAGCCGAUGCCGCGCGCAGAUCCCGACGGGGCUGCAGAGGACCAGCAGACAGGAAGAGCCUUCACGCAGCAAGAUCCAUUGGAACUUCCUGUCCCCCCGGCACAGGAGCCCUCGGCACAAAACAACGGGAGCGAUGUGCUGGACAAAGAUUCAGGGUCAAAGUCCGAGGCCGAGCAGGACGAGGAGAGCACGGGCAGCUUGGGCUCCGCCACUGUCGCUCUGGAUCCUAUAGAGAAGGAGUGGAUGUACUCCGCUGCAGGUGCUCGAGUCCCUGACCUCUCUCACCUGCUCAGGCAGGACCCGUCGCUGGCAAACAAGAAGGACUUUACCUCAUUUACGGCUCUGCACUGGGCGGCAAAACACGGCAACGAGGACAUGGCCACCCUGGUGGCUAACGCGGGGGCCGAUGUCAACACCAAAUCAGUGAGUGGAUACACGCCUUUACACAUUGCAGCUCUACAUGGUCAUCGGAAUAUUCUGGACCUCCUCAUAGUGACAUAUGGGGCCAGAGAAAAUUUAAGGGACUACAGCGGCCAUUUUGCCGGCCAUUAUCUGAACAUCAAAGAAGCAGAGGGUCCGGAGGAAGACUGCGAGCUGCAGUUUCAGGUCACUCAGGCCAGAGAGCGCAACAGGAACAGGAAGCUGGCGUCGUUGUUUCACUCCAAGAAGAAGUGGGGCUCGGCAGAGGAGCUGGCUCCUAUAGAGGAGGAGAGGACGCCGUCGCAUCAGCUCGCCCUUCCUCCAUUCAGACCAAGAAAAUUCUCCCGCUGAGAACCCCCCCCCCCCCCCUCCCCUCCCCUCAUGGGGUACGAAUGUUAACUCUGCUAAGUCUCCUACACUCACUUAAAUUGUACAUGCAUGUAUAUUUAUACCUAUAUAUAUAUAUAUAUACAUUGAAAUGCAUGCGGUGGAAGUGUGACAUGUGUAUAUUUGUUAUACGGAUACACAGCUCAUCCCGGUUUGCUUUGCUUAUACGUGUACUAGCAUUAACACACUUUUUUUGCUUACCAUGAAAAGUAUUUCCUGAAGCCGUUACACAUUUGAAUGAAUGUUGACAAGUGUUACUUAAUGCCUUGAGAUUCCAAACGCGCUCAGACCAAAAGCAGACAUUUGGACUGCAAAGAGGUGCAGAUGAUCCAGUGAGGAGUUGAAUGACGUGACCUGAAGCUUAAAUAAGUUUCCUUUUGAAAAAGGAACAUUGGUUUUUUAUGUUUUGGUCUAUUAAAUAUGAUUUGUGCCUAAAAUGACUGAUUUUUUUUUGCUCAGCUGUUAUUGUAGGUUCAUGUGAGUGUGGCAUCAGACUCUAAAUUCAAUUAUAUUAAAUAAAUAAUUUACAAUUACAAAACUAGGGGCCAGAACAACAUUAUUUGGAUUUGAUUAAACAGCAUACAAUUCUACAGCUUAUUUAUAUUUUAUGUGGACUUAAAAAAAAGAGAUUCUAUUAACCAUUAAUGAUAACAACAAUAAAGUAGUUUAAGAUACCCCCUUAACGCAUAAGAAACAAACACACAACCCUUUUUUUGACCCACCUCCCAAUCUUUGAUUGACAAUGAAGAAUUGAUGAAUGUUCAAAUGUUCAACAACUUUGUGAUGCAACUCAAUUCUUUCAUUUGCUUUAACCGAGUUUGAGUUUUUCCUGCCCAUCUGCUUGUUUUCCCAAGCAGCCUGUGAAUGCAACGCUGCACCAAUGCAGCAACAAAACCGGCUGCAACUAUUGAUGAGACGACAACAGGCCAGUCCAUCAAAGAAAUGUGUCAUGUUUGUGAUUAAUUAACCAUUUCAAGCAGGAUUCAGUUGCACAUUUAGGACCAUUUGUUUAUAAUCCAGUGCCGUUGUAAAAGGGAGUUUGUUUUCAAGGUAACUGUGUAAUCUAAACUAAAAAGAAAACCCUGCUUCCAUCACAUCUUUUGCGUAAUAUUUAUAAUGAAUGUAUUUUAGUAAUAAACUAUAUUUUACAUCAAA